GGAAAAUAUUGCCCACAGCAGACUACUUGGCAUUAAAGACGACUGGCGGUAGGAGCUGCGCUGACCCGUUUCCAGAAUCUACUGUUCGGUUUUCUUGGCAAUAAGUUUGGAUCAACGUGGUGGAGAAACAAGGGGAAAACCUGCAUCUUUGCCUAAAUGGUGUAUGCCUGAUCUGUUCUUCCAACUCUCCUGCCAGUUGCUGGCGUCAUUUCGAACAAGGAAAACUCACAGAGAAACUUAACACACUUAUUUGAAAGGCAGCUUAAACAUAUUUGAAGGGUUAUUAUAGCUCUUGAGGAAGUAUACAACCAAACCUUUCAACCAAUCAUUUCCAGGAUACCUCUGUGUGACGACAUGGCAAAGAAAAACAGCCAAAAGGAUACAUCUGGGGUGGUGUUUGACACUCGCUCAAAAAUGGCCAUGUCCCAGGGAGGAACAGCUGAGAGGAUGAAGGAGAAGAUCAGUGCUGUCAGGGCGGUUGUCCCCAACAAAAGUAACAAUGAGAUUGUGCUAGUGUUACAGCAUUUCGAGAACUGUGUGGACAAGGCCGUUCAAGCUUUCUUAGAAGGCAGCGCAGUUGAGAUCCUGAAGGAGUGGAAUGUCACCGGCAAAAAGAAGCCCAAGAAGAAAAAGAAGCCCAAGCCUCAGCCAGAGGCCACAGCAGAGCCUGCUCCACCUGAGACCAGAUCGCCCGAGGAGGACAAGAAUGAGAUGAAUGGCUUUCAUGCCAACGGAUCGGUAAUGGAUGGAGAGUCACUUGAUUCUCUGAGUGAACAGUUGGACUCUGCCUCCCUGGAUGCCGCUGAGCUGGACUCUGAGCCCGCUACAUCCGAAACCACCGGUGCAGAAGCAGAAAGUCCAGGUAGUGCUCCAAGUCCCGCUUUACAGCAAGGAGGGAGGAAUCACCAGGGUCCCAGAGGCAACAAGACCCGACAGAGGCCAGGUUCAAAUUCACAUCCACCCACUCCCUUAUUAGCACCCACCACUGAUGAGCAAGGAUCGUCAGGAGCCAAGAAGAUAGCUUCUAACAUUGACCGCUCUGUGAAGGACCUGCAGAGAUGCACUGCCUCACUGACUCGCUACAGGAUGGUGGUCAAGGAGGAGAUGGACUCCUCAAUCAAGAGAAUGAAGCAGACAUUUGCUGAGCUCCAGAGCUGUUUAAUGGACAGAGAAGUAACUCUACUGGGAGAAAUGGACAAAGUGAAAGCAGAGUCCAUGUUGAUUUUGGACGCCCGACAGAAGAGAGCAGAAGAGCUCAGACGGCUGACAGACCAGUCGGCAUCCAUGUCUGAGGAGCAGUUGACUGAACUGCGUGCAGACAUCAAGCACUUUGUGAGUGAGCGUAAAUAUGAUGAGGACCUUGGGAAAGCUGUAAGAUUUACAUUUGAUCUUGAACCGCUGAAGACGAGCAUCAUAGGGUUUGGAUCAGUUUACCAUCCACGAACAGGCUACUCAAAUCGGUCCCGCUGUAGCUCCACGUCCUCUUCUGUCGCCAGCCCAAGCCUGCUGGAAACUCCUCCUCCCACCCAGACCCAAAGCAUCCCCAGUGAAAACCGCCCUCCACCAAACAAACAGAUUUUCCAAGGCAACAGGCGUACUUUCCAGGGACAAGGGUAUCACUCGGGCCCGCGGUACAACGGCAGUUCCUACCAUGACAGGAAUGCCGGCCGUGCUAACCACCGCUACCAGAGUGACAGUGGCUCCUCUGGUCCUACUUCACAUCACUUUAACAACUCGAGAGGCCCCUCCCGUUCCUCCACGUCCUCCUACAACCAAGACCGACCCUCUCAUAACGGCCUGCCCCAAAGGCCUCCGCGGACGCACUGCCCUUGACAUUAGAAAUCCCGUGCUCAAUCCAGCCCAUCUACUAACCCUUGCCUUCCCCUCCCCAUAACCUAGACAGUCUACCCCCUACUAACUCCUUUCAAUGAAGAAUAGAAUACAAGUUUACAUAUUCCCGUCAGUUGAGCUGUAGUGCCACCUCUCUGCAUCAAUCUAUUCAUCCCACAAACUUUAAAAUCUCUCACUGUUCUGUAAUCGCUCUUCCUUUUGCCCCAUUCUGGAUAUGGUAACAGCUUCUAUCUUUAGGCUCUGUUUGAUUGCUAUGCUAUUGUCAGUCUCUUAUUAAUUGUUUGAAGUUAAGCAGUCUGCCAGAGACUGACAGGACUACCUGCAACAAUUUGUGCACUAUUGAAGUUGAACUCUUAGUACUAUUUCUAUUUUUGCUGUGGCUUUUGUCAGCUCUCUGAUUUGCACCUCAGAUCUUUUUUCUUUUCCUUGUCUCCCAGAACCAUUUCAAUGCCUUCACCGUGGAAAGCAUUGUGAAAGUGCAAAAGUAGCUCCGGCAUUAACAGGGGUUUCUGUCAUCAGGAGAGUAUACACGCAAUCAACACUACAGACUAUCGUUAAUUGUUUGCAAGGUAUAAAAUGAAACAUAUCAAACUGUAAUCCAGAGCUUUUCGUAUGGCUGCUACAAACAAUAGGAAACGUGUUAAUGCUAGGACUUAGAUGUGUUUGAGAGUAACCAAGGUUGUCCUCUUAAAGGAAUAGUUCGACAUUUGAGAAAUAGCUUCUUCCCUUUCUUGCAAAGAGUUAGAUGAGAAUAUCGAUACCUCUGAUGUUUGUAUGCUAAUUAUAAAGCUAUCACCAGCAGCAGUUACCUGUUCUAGUGUAACAAAAUCAGCCUACCUGCACCUCUAAAGCUCACCAAUUAACACUUUCUAUCUUGUUUGUUUACUCUGUACAAAGGUUGAGGUGUAAAAACUACAAGUUGUGGUUUUAUGUGCUAAACAGAGCAGAGCUAGCUGUUUCCCUUGUUUCCGGCCUUUAUGCUAAGCUACGCUCAUCAGCUGCUGGCUGUAGCUUUGUAUAUACCGUGCAGACAUGAGAGUGGGAUCAAUCUUCUUAUCAAACUCUGCAAGAAAGCAAAUAAGCGAGUUGUCAAACCAUUUCUUUAAAUAUUGCCCAAGGAAGUGACGUAUCACGCUCUCACUGGCCAACUGGGCUUUCAUGUGUGCUGUUGUCCUUGGCUUGCUGUCCAUUAUUUUAUAACAGAGAGAGGGCUCAUUACCUUUUGUAGAAUAAUGUUAAAUGAUGUGUUAAAACUCACAAGAAAGGAAACGGUCCACAUGCUGUUUUAUGGUUAGUUCUCAACAUUUAUUCAGAUGGAUUUUCUUCCACAUGCACCGUUUCUCCUUUGUGUUAUGUUGUUAUAUGCACGUGAAUGGCAUAUAAAUGACGUGCUUGCCUUUAGUGACAGAGAGACUUCACAUUUGCCUUUCUAUAGACAUGGAUGUCUGCAUCAUGACUGCUUUUCUAAUCAGACGGUACUUGUAGAGCAGACGUGCGGUUUAUGAUUAUGUGUGAGAAUAAGCUGCAAGAUCUCUUCUUCCCCUUUUUUAUAUACUCACUUUAUCUCGUCUGUGAAAGUAAAAUUCAACAAACUGAUGAAUGCA
This is a messenger RNA of Micropterus dolomieu (smallmouth bass), 3455 nucleotides long. It is a transcript of the gene spats2, whose product is annotated as spermatogenesis associated serine rich 2. Lineage: Eukaryota; Metazoa; Chordata; Actinopteri; Centrarchiformes; Centrarchidae. Bases 355 to 1833 code for a protein of 492 amino acids. The record is from RefSeq and is a predicted model, not a curated record. Gene Ontology annotation, cellular component: cytoplasm. Gene Ontology annotation, molecular function: protein binding. The transcript has 13 exons.